GGAGAGGGAAUAUCUUUUGCAGUCGUUCUGGUCCAGUAGUGGAUCUGAAGUCUGGACAGACAACAAAAUCUUAUCUUGGCCGCUAACGCACACAGUUUCUCUAGCGUUCUUCUUGUUUUCGAAUACGUGAAAUGAAACCUUCCAGUGUUAUUGCGAGAAUAAUUUUCAUUGCAAUCGCUUGCUCAAUAAUACUUCUGGUUGAAGCAAGACAUGCUCAGAUAUGUGAAUGCAAGGAGUACUGGUCAUGCGUUCUUGGUGGGGGAGAACCCACAACAUACUGCGGAUCGAAGGAGACCGAUGUGUGUUGCUCUCCAAAGCAGAAGAACAGAGGUGAAUGUGGCUUGAAAGGUCCAGAUGCAGGCCACAAUGACAAGAAUGAAGCCGGACCUGGAGAAUGGCCCUGGCAUGCUGCAAUUCUGGAGCGCAAUGCUGUGUAUGUUUGUGGAGCAUCACUACUCGAUGAGUAUUGGAUACUAACAGCAGCCCACUGUGUUGAUAAAUAUGACCCAACCGUUCUGAGAGCACGACUAGGUGAGCAUGACGUGAGCAGUGUACAGGAGCCGGUUCUCCACGAGGAGAGAGACGUCGCCCAGAUUGUCGUCCAUCCUGAAUUCGACAACAAAACGCUCACCAACGACAUCGCACUGCUCCGACUCAAAUAUCCAGCUGAUCGCAAAUCCAACAUCGAUGUGGUCUGCUUACCAGAUAAUCAAGUUUUUGGCACAAAUAGCACUUGCUACAUAACCGGAUGGGGCCGCCGGUCUGAAGAUACCAAGCACUCAGUUAUUUUAAAAGAAGUGCAAGUGCCACUAUGGAGGAACGUGGACUGUGAGAAUGCACUGAAGAAACACUUUGGACCACGAUUCACCUUGUCCCAAACAUCUGUCUGCGCUGGAGCUGAAGGGAGAGAUGCAUGUGAUGGUGAUGGAGGUGGUCCUCUGGUGUGCGAGGAGAAUGGCAAGUGGUACCAAGCAGGGGUGGUGAGCUUCGGAGUGGGGUGCGGGAGGCCGGACAUUCCCGGAGUCUACACCAAGGUGCAGCGAUAUCGGGCCUGGAUCCUGGACACCAUCCUCCAGCAUAGGGUCAAAAAGUCAUCUCAGCGGUUUUGAAAAUCACAGUUUACGAACUCGAAAUCAAGAUAGUGACAAGCCCUUAUCCAUCCAAUCAACUAUGUUGGAACCUUAUAGGUGGGAUAGCAAAACAGUUUCCUAUUGAAAUUGAACUAGCCUAUGGUUAUAGUAUAAAUCAAUAGUGUUACUGAUAUCAGUCAAGCCGGUUUCACAUAUAUCGAUUUUUGGACGUACGAUUUUUUGUCAUCCUUACAAAUUCUUUUAGAUUAUACAUAACUUGGCAAACAGAUGCUGUCUUCAUGUGUUUGUCAAGUUCCGUUUCAUCUGGUAGAUUUCAUAAGGACGGCAAAAAAUUGAACGUCAUAAAAUCGGUGUGUGUAUCGGCUUAACUGAUAUCAGUAUAGUCAUAUUGGUCACUUGUAGCACUAUGGAUGUACUCAAUCAAAAUUAUAUAAAAUGGGGUUUUCUCGUUAUUUUGGUAAUUUUUCAUGUUGUCAAUUCAAACUUUAUUAUCGAGUUCAGUUUGUCAAGAACUAAGCCUCAACGAAUUAAAUAUGUUUUGUCACAAGUCAAGAAAUAAUAGGCUCUCAAUAGAUGACGUUGGUAGUCAUUCUGUAACAUCUGCAUUCCAUACAAUCAGAAUAAAUUCAGGGGACAGUUUGUAUUUACCAUAUUCAACACAGUUUGUAAUUACCAUAUUGUCUUGAUUUGCUUACAAGUCAUGUUGUACACUACCAUACAUUAUUUUGACUGUACAAAUUAUAUAUAUUGAUGCAUUGAAUAUAUUUCGAAUUGACAAAAAUAAUAUAAAAUUUCAUUAUUAUUUUUACAAGUCUGUUUAAUUUUUCCCACUUAACUCAUCUUUCCCGUUAUUGUGUUUUUUAGAAUCACAUCUGCCAAUAAUCGAGCAUCACUAUCAAUCAUGCUGCAAUAUUUAUACUCUAUCGUUAUCUACUUAUUUAAAUUUAUUCAUAAUAAAAGUGACUUGUUGCUUAUAUGCUAGUGGAGAGAUCCAAAGUUUGUUCCACUCGAUCUCGCCUCCUCUAUUCUCUCACGUCAAACGCUUCACGUCAAACUCUCGCUUUAUUCCCGGACAAUUUUUCCAAGUUAUUCAAUCUAUCAAGUUCAAAAGCUUACAUAUCAAACCAAAAACAAACACAGAAUCGCGUGGCCAAAAUCUUACCUUUCUUGAAACUAUUUCUUUGAUUCACUUUUUUCAAAUAAUUAUUUUUACUGUUUCAAUUUACCUCAUUGAAAUCCACUUGUUUCAACUAGGUUAUAUUUUUGUAAACAAGGCUUCAAUCAACCACUAAACUACUACACGCAUGAAUCUGUGAAACACAGUUUGUCAGGCAACUUGGAUGCGGCAUUAAAUAUCGAUGUUACAAAUUCUAUCGGGCGCUCAUCAAGUGAAUGGCGGAGUUUGCUGGUGGGCUUAGGAGGCGACUGGAGCGGAAACUGAGUCACUGUAAGCGUGUUCUAGUUGUCUGAAUCCAAAGUACAUACUUGUAGUGAUUAGGAAGUUGGUCCUCUUCAAGUUGUGACCCAGUCAGGCAAACUUUCAAGUUGGCUGUGCUGCGAGUGAAACACUUAGGCUAAGGGCUUGACAUCGACCGAACUGCUUCAGAUUCGCAUCAUACCAACUUGCAGCUCUCAUUCAGCUAUUAGUGCACGAAACUGUCACAACAAACGGCCAAGUCAGCUUACGGUCAUCGCUUAUUACCGUAGCGUCGAUUCCGCUCUGUUCACAACUUACCUGAGUCAUGAAUAUAUUUGACAACUUAUAAAAUAUUUUGAAUUCUUCAUAUUUUUAUGUUCAAGCUAUUCUAAGUUGGCAUAUUUCAAGAAUAUUGAAAACUUUGAUAGGAUAGUUGAGCAGUCAUUUGAAACCAUUUCAAUUGUCAACCUUAUUUCAGUACUGUAGUGAACCAACUUUAUCUACAUUCUAUACUAUACUAGAGCUAUAUUCACUAGGUUGAGCUAAUGCUAUGCUGAUACACACGAAUCACUUGUAUACUGACACAACUAAAGAAGGCGACGUUUCUACAGUUGAAUACACAUUUCAUUGAUUUGAGUAUAAUAAUAGAAUUGCAAGUUUGUGUUCUUCCUUUGGCACUCAUGUUACUCAGUAACAUCAUGUUAGUCACAUAUCAGUUACUAUUAAUGGAUAAGUUGCAUUCAAAUUCAUGCACCAAAUUAUUGUAUAAGAGAGUGAUGCCACUGAACAAUCAAAAACAUUAAAAAAAAAUAUAUUAUCUGAUGAGAUCAG
Molecule: messenger RNA, 3339 nt
Organism: Nilaparvata lugens (brown planthopper)
Lineage: Eukaryota; Metazoa; Arthropoda; Insecta; Hemiptera; Delphacidae
Product: chymotrypsin A
Exons: 7
Coding region: 132-1109 (325 amino acids)
Biological process (GO): proteolysis
Molecular function (GO): serine-type endopeptidase activity
Source: RefSeq, a predicted model, not a curated record